GAAACAAAACAAAAUCUUGGUGACAAUGACUCGAAAAGAAGAGAAAUUAAAAAGAUAAAGCAAACGAACGAACCCCCGGUUUGCCCAACACACACACACACUCUCUCUCUCUUUCUCUUUCUAUUCCCCAAUUGUUUUCUAAUUUAUUAACGCAUUACCCCCUUUUCAACUACAUUUUUAGGGUUUCACCAACCAUAAUCUCUCGAUUUCACUUCGAGUCUCGCCGGAAACUCUAAAUUAGUUGAGCUGUUAGAUCAAUUGGGUGGUCGGAGAUGUCAACGGAGACUGGGAAGAAAGAGGAGGAGGUGAAGGGUGGGGAGCUCUUGUUCUGUGGUACGACGGCGUGGGACACCAUAGGCCGCCGGAAAGGGUUACCGGAGAGUAACUUGGUUUCUCCGACGAGGCUCCGGCCACUUGUCGGCGUUGACAUUCGGUUUGUUGCUUCUGGGUGUGCUUCCUGCCAUUGUGUUGCUUUGGAUGCUGAUGGACGGUGUUAUACUUGGGGGAGGAAUGAUAAGGGGCAGCUUGGACAUGGUGAUCAGAUCCAACGCGAUACGCCAACAGUGGUUUCUGCACUUGCUUCGUACAAAAUUGUCAAAGCAGGGAGCGGGAAAGCCCAUACAGUUGUAGUGACUGAAGAUGGCCUCUCUUUGGCUUUUGGUUGGAACAAACAUGGGCAGCUUGGUACAGGUUCAGUCAAAAAUGAAAUCGAGUUUUAUCCAGUACGUUGUCUGGCAUCUGAAGUCACGAAUGUUGCAUGCGGAGCGGAUUUUACCGUAUGGUUGACUUCUGUUGAAGGCGCUUCUAUACUAACUGCUGGACUUCCACAGUAUGGUCAACUUGGACAUGGAACUGACAAUGAGUAUAAUACCAAAGAUAGCUCUGUACGGCUUGCUUAUGAGGCUCAACCACGCCCCAAGGCAAUUGCUGCUUUUGCUAAUGAAACCAUAGUAAAAGUCGCUUGUGGAUCAAACCAUACAGUUGCUGUGGACUCAAACGGCCAUGUUUACACGUGGGGCUUCGGAGGAUAUGGAAGGCUUGGGCAUAGAGAGCAAAAGGACGAGUUUAGCCCUCGCCGCCUCGAUGUUUUCACAAAACAUAAUCUUGUACCUCCUACUGCAGUCGUUUCUGCUGGUUCUGUUAAUUCCUCUGUUACUGCUGGUGGAGGGCAGAUGUACAUGUGGGGCAAGAUUAAGAACACCGGUGAUGAUUGGAUGUACCCUAAACCUCUCAUGGAUCUGAGUGGUUGGAACAUACGUUGCAUGGAUUCAGGCAGUAUGCACCAUUUCGUCGGUGCAGAUAGCUCAUGCAUAAGUUGGGGCCACGCUCAAUCCGGUGAACUUGGAUACGGACCCCACCAGCAGAAAUCGUCUUCGAUCCCAAAGAAGGUAGAUGCCCUUGAAGGAAUGCAUGUUAUAAGUGUUGCAUGUGGUUUUGCACAUUCUUUGGUGGUGGUUGAUCGAACGAAUGUCAGUGAUCAACUUGAUCAGCUUGAAAUUUAUGAUGGAAAACCUGUGGGUGAAGGGGUUGAAGAACCUAGUUCCGAACCUCCAGUCGUCAAACAAACUUCCCACCGAAAGGCGGCUGCCGCUGCAAAUACACCCAACAAAAGGAAGAAGAAAUCCAAAGACUCUUCUGAUUCAGAAUCUGAAGAAAACACUUAUGAAGAAGAUGAUGACAGUGACUCAGACGCUAACGGUUUUGCUGAAAAAAAGAGUAAAAGGGGCGGGAAGUCUUCCGGCAGAGGUCGUGGCAGGGGCCGCCCACCUUCCGCUGCAAAGGACAGCGGAGCUGCACCGGCUAAGAGAGGAAGAGGAAGGCCAAGGAAGGCAUGAGUUUGUACUGUUAAUUGUUCACUAACUUGUAUUCUGAUUUGGUUAGCAUUUGGAGCAAAGGUUAGAGGAUGAUUUGUUUAUUUGUAUUCUUGUUUUACUUUGAACUUUUAUGUAUUUUUAUUUUUGGAUGUUUUUUUUUUU
Molecule: messenger RNA, 1976 nt
Organism: Helianthus annuus (common sunflower)
Lineage: Eukaryota; Viridiplantae; Streptophyta; Magnoliopsida; Asterales; Asteraceae
Product: protein RCC2 homolog
Exons: 15
Coding region: 273-1835 (520 amino acids)
Biological process (GO): regulation of DNA-templated transcription
Source: RefSeq, a predicted model, not a curated record